Auxenochlorella protothecoides is the source of this 918-nucleotide messenger RNA. Its product is annotated as 2-hydroxymuconate semialdehyde hydrolase. Bases 1 to 918 code for a protein of 305 amino acids. The transcript has 3 exons. The record is from RefSeq and is a predicted model, not a curated record. NCBI's taxonomy places the organism in Eukaryota, Viridiplantae, Chlorophyta, Trebouxiophyceae, Chlorellales, Chlorellaceae.
AUGCGCACGCUGCCUCCCCUCCCUGACGGUCUGCAGCUCCACACACUCUCGGAUGGCAGGCAGCUGGCGUACCAGAUCCUGGGCGCGGAGCCCGGCCCCUCCACCCUCACGGCCAUGUACCACCACGGCACGCCCUCCUGCUACAUGGAGGGCCUUGCGCUGGAGGAGGCAGCCCGUGCCGCCGGCAUCCGCCUGGUCGCCAUGGACCGGUGCGGCAUCGGGGCUUCCACCCGCCGCUCCCGCUCCAGCCUGGCCACCGUGGCGGGGGACACCCUGGCCCUCAUGGACGCCUUGGCCAUCCCCCGGGCCAUCCAGAUAGGCAACUCCGGGGGCGGCCCCUACGCCGCCGCCUGCGCCGCGCUGCACCCCGACCGCACCUCCGCGCUGGUCCUCAUGGCCGCGCUGGCCUCCACCUCCGGCCCCGACCGCGGCCUGCUGCGCUCGCUGGGCAUGAUGGACAAGACCACCUUCUGGAUGGCCAAGCUGCCCCUGGGCGGGCUCUGGGCCGUGAACUGGGGCCUCAAGUACAUGGCCACCAACCACGCGGAGACGCUGAUCAAGCACGCGCCCGAGGGGCUGGCCAAGGUGGAUGGGGAGCUGAUGCAGACCGACCCCCGCGUCAAGGAGAUGUUCGCGGGCGUGCUCACGCAUGCCUACCGGAACGGCGUGCGGGGCAUGGCACGGGACUACCGCGUGCUGGGGACCAAGUGGGGCGUGGACCUGAGCACGAUCAAGUGCAGGACCAUCAUUUGGCACGGCGCGGAGGACAUCAGCGUCCCCCCAGCGCACGGCGAGUGGUGGGCCAAGACCAUCCCGGCCGCGCAGCUGACGAUCGUCCCCGGCGAGGGACACAUCACGCUCAUGAUCAGGCAGGCGGGACCCAUCCUGGAGGCCGCGGCUGCUGCGGCCAGGGGAUGA